This is a messenger RNA of Toxorhynchites rutilus septentrionalis, 2398 nucleotides long. It is a transcript of the gene Grip75, whose product is annotated as gamma-tubulin complex component 4 homolog. Gene Ontology annotation, biological process: cytoplasmic microtubule organization; mitotic cell cycle; microtubule nucleation. Gene Ontology annotation, molecular function: microtubule minus-end binding; gamma-tubulin binding. The record is from RefSeq and is a predicted model, not a curated record. The transcript is spliced from 4 exons. Gene Ontology annotation, cellular component: equatorial microtubule organizing center; spindle pole; centrosome. Bases 220 to 2226 code for a protein of 668 amino acids. Lineage: Eukaryota; Metazoa; Arthropoda; Insecta; Diptera; Culicidae.
GCCAUAUGAGAACAAUGUCGACACAGUCGGUGAUAAGAUAUUCGUUGGAUCAAAACAAAUAAUUUCAUAUGAACGUAGAGCGGUGUGUGUACAUAGAACUUCUACGUGAUGUAGCUGUUUACAUGUUUCGUUAACGUCUGCCCAUCAUCUGUUUGAGAAAUUAGUUCAUAAAACGUUUUCCUUUAUUCGUGUGAUAAAUUGCAAAGCGCCAUCUGAGAAAUGAUUCAUGAUAUCCUGUUUACGUUGUUCUCCUCAAAUGCGGAUUUGCCGAUUGAAAACUUUACCAUUCCGGAAGUCGCCUCCAGUUUCCUACAUCCAGGGGAAAUAAAAAUUCUCGAAGAUUUGAUACGGAUCGCCAACCAAUAUAAAGAGCUGAAAAAAUUCAUACAUCAAUACGGCACCCAAUCCGCAGGGCUCAUCAAACCGAAGCAACUGAAACCGACAGAGGAACCAUUACUGCAAGGACUAUAUCUACAAGCAUUUGCCGAUGGAUUGGACUUAGCGGUGAAACCGUACCGCGAUCUAAUUGUACAGCUGGAAGCGAACUAUCUGAAGAGACCAAACUUGUCACUGAUUUUCAUCUACCACCAAGUGAACCAGUAUCAAUCGUUAUUUGGGUUUCUGUUGCGACUAGUUAGUGGUGUUGUCACUCAGCGGAUUCAUGGAUGUGCGCUGCUGCAGUAUUUGCAGCAGCAUUGCUUGCGCGGAAACGAUAAACACUAUCAGGCUGUUCGGUUAAUUCAAAAUUCCGUAUACGCUAUUUUCAUAAAGCAACUGUUCGGUUGGUUGCUGCACGGUAAAUUUGUCGACCAGUUCGGGGAGUUUUUCAUUCAACACGUGGAAAAUCCUCGCAGCUCGGGAUCGCCGUUGGGCCGGGGUACAGUUGGCGCAGCCCAGAUAUCGGGGAACUCCUUUUCCGACAAUACAAGCAUCAACACGGAACUGUGGCGCUAUGAAAUUCGACGGGAAAUUCUACCCUACUACUUUCCGGCUAGUUGGGCUGAGAAGGUAUUAUUUAUUGGUCAAACCGUCCUCAUGUUGAUUUCUGACCCCAGAGAUGGCACCGAGAAACGGCUGGCGGGUGAGAGGAAUUACUCGAACGAAAUGCGAUUCACUUCGAUGAAAGAGAGUCUAUGGGGUGAACAGGAAUAUGAGUUCUUCAAAAAAUUUCACCGUCUGCAGCUGGAUGAGAACAUGAACGUGGCCAAGUUCGAACACAUUGUAGAUGAGAUAAAACUAUGCGUAUCCGAGCAAAUGUCAGAAAUUGCCAUCAAAGAGGCAGAUUUAUUGAAGCAGCUCAAACUGAUAAAGGACUAUUUCAUGUUGGGCCGAGGUGAAUUGUUCUCGGAAUUGUUGAAGCAAACGAAAUCCCUUAGAACACUGUUCGCAAAGGGAAUCACUGAUGGUUCAUCGAGAGACUUGAAUCGGGCGUUCCAGCUAGCUGCCAAUAGCGUUAAUAUAACGGAGGAUAUCGAGCAGUUCUCGUUUGUUCUUCCUCCCAAAGAUGAUGUUGAUAGUUUUUGUUAUGAAACCAAAGGAAUCCUGAGCUACAUUACUCUGAAGUAUAAGGUGAAAUGGCCACUCCAUCUGCUGUUCUCUCCUAAAACUUUGGAGAAAUACAACGAAAUGUUCAGAUUUUUGUUGCGCGUUCGCAAAAUACAGUACGACAUCCAUCAGGUUUGGUCUUUCCAGCGGGAAAAUAGAAUCCAGAAGAAGUCGGAAUUGCUCCAGUUUCGUAAUAAACUAAUGUUUCUCAUCGACAAUUUGCAGUACUACUUACAAGUGGAUGUUUUGGAGAGUCAGUUCAGUAUUUUGAUGGGAUCAAUUUGGGAGACCAAAGAUUUCGAGAAAAUUCAACGAGCACACACCGUAUUCCAAGCUAACGUUUUAAGCUUAUGCUUUUUGUUGUCGAACAAUAGUCCCGAUUUGUCAUCAACAGCAGUUCUCCAUAUAAACGAGAAUCCCGUCCUGACAAUAUUAGACACAGUGCUGGUAAUAGUGGACAAAUUUUGCUCGUUCUGUGGCAGUUGCAAAGAUCCAAUGACUACAGUAGAACGACAAGAAUUUGACGGAUACGAGCAGGCCUUCAACAAGCUUGUGGAUUCGUUGCUAAAACUAUUGAUUGGCCUAAAGGCAGGCCCCAGCAGUGCGCCACUCUCUCAGUUACUGCUACGGUUGGAUUUCAAUUACUGGUUCAGCAAUAAUACUCAGUCGAACGUAUCAUAAUUUCCUUCCAAUUUAUUUUUAUUGAUCAACUUCCAUUUUCUGCAAAUGCGCCUUCAUGAGUAUACACUUCGUCAUAACACAAUCGCACGGCAAACCGUGUGUUUCCUGUUCGGCAUCUAGGAGAGUUAACUGAAGAUUGUAUCUGAAAUAAUAAAAUUAUCAUUUUUUUCAA